GUGAACAGUGAACAGUCGUACACUAGCAGGUGCGUUGAGCGCGCGUGUGUCCGCCAUAUUUGAAUAACAGCUGAUUUGGCGCCAAUCGUGCCGAUCGAGUAUCGAUAAAAGACACAUCGAAGUAAUCGAGUUGCAUUAUUUAGAUGAUUUAUUGACUGUUUUAUGGUGUUGUGAUAACGGACAAAUGAAGAUGACAGUAAAUCGAAUAAGAGUUGUGGUUUUAGGGAGCGCAAGAAGCGGCAAGUCUGCUGUGGUGGUUCGUUACCUGACGAAGCGAUAUAUUGGUGAAUAUAGCUCAACUGGAGAUUUUCUAUAUCAACAUCGCGUUGCCUUUGACGGUGCCUCAUCAGAAGUUGAAAUAUUGGACACCUGUGGAUGUGCUAAAAGAGGAUGUUUAGCUGAGCAUCUUCGGUGGGGUGAUGCCUUUGCGGUUGUCUACUCGAUUUGCGAUAGAAGAUCAUUUUUGGCGGCAGCAGAACUACUGGCGUUGCUGGAGCGAACACGACUUCCCGGAUGUACAGCAGUCACUCUACUGGGAAACAAGCGAGAUCUGGAACAUGCAAGAGUGGUGAAAACAGAGGAAGGUCAAGAGCUCUCCCUGCGGUUUGGAUGUCAGUUCUACGAGAUAUCAGCGGCGGAGUCGUCUGCAGGCGGCGCGCUAGCGUUCCACGCAUUACUCCGAGAAUCUCGUUCACUAACAAUGUUGCUACCAACGCCUCGACGCAAACUUGCGGCUUACUCUGUUUCAAAGGUAAUUGGCACCAUUUUGGGCUUGAGCAAUAAGAGUGUUAGGAAGAAACGGCCAUCACUAAGCAUAUGAUAUGACUGCUAGAUGGUCUUUUGGAUUUUGUUUACUCCACGAUGGAGUUUGUUAUCGACACAUUCGCAGAGUCGCUUUCUGGAAGGAUCUAGAUUGCUGUUGCGAUGAAGCAGGUUACGGCGCGAAGAAUUGGAAAGAUGGAUUUUAAGACGGCAAUUAUUUCAAAAUAUGCAGUUGAUGUGAAUAUGUAUUUGUACAUAGUGUCCGAUACACUUAAAUAAAUAACCAGAGUUGAUUUCGUAUUGCAUAAACCUGAUAGUUUGUAACUUUUAUUUCUCGCUAAAUAGCGAGUAGUUUUAAUCAGUCCUGUAAUGGGUACAUUGUUGUGGGUCUUAUAGUCAUUUAUUAUUUUCUCUUUCAAUAUUUCAAAUAAAUUGCUUACGAUGUUUAUUUGUAAGUAUGUAUUUACGUUAGCUUACCAUACAUAAUAUAUAUUCAAAUAAAAUUUGAAAAAAAAAUGAUUUGUGUAUUAAUCCUAGAAGUGAGGGUUAUCACUUUAAAAACAUAACAUAUUGUUUAGAUUUACAAGAGCGACAUCUCAAGUCAAUUUUCUAAUAUGCAAACAUUGGGGUUGUGCAGGUUAUCAACUGUAAAGUAGAUCCUGUAGAUGAAGCCACAACCUGAGAGUUGAACAAAGCAUACAAGAUUUUAUGACGAUACGUCACUCGAACGGUUAGCUCAGUUGGUUAGAGCACUGGCACGGAACGCCAGAGGUCGUGGGUUCGAGUCCGGCAUCGUUCAUAAUUUUUUUUUUUUUUUUCAAAUUUUAUUUGUGUAUUAAUCCUAGAAGUGAGGGUAUGGUAUAAUUUUAAAAACAUAACAAAUUAUAUGUAUUAUUCGAAUUAUUUUGAUAUCUUUUAUGUUUUCAUGAUACUUGUCGAUGAAAAUAUAAAUGUCUGGCUCAAAAUAAUCCGUUUGAAAGUAAUGUGUCUCAAUAUUUUCGUUUGUUAAUACAAGUUUCAUUUUAUGUAAUAUUAUUUUGCCAAAAUUCUUGAAGUAACCGAUAUGUUGCGGUUACACUGUGAUUACCUGGUUCUGAAUAUAUUCGUGCUUUAAGAUAUCGGGUUUAUAAAUAAUAUUUUUGUAACACGAACUAGCUAUAUAUAUCUGAAUGGAGAUUUUUCAAGUUCGUAAUAUAAAAUUUCAGUGUUUUUCUUAAUAAUUCUUGUAAGGUUUAUUUUAAGUUUGAUCCCACCUCUUCGUUUUAUUAAUAUAGUCUAGGCGAUGUUAUAAUAAGUGCCUUGAUUCUUUUACGAGACUGUUUAUAAAAAUUUAUGACCAUAAUUAGGUUAAUCACCAUUAUGAUUUUGUAAUUAGCUAUAUAUAAUUAUGUUAUAUUAUUUAAUUACUACUUUGUAAAACAAUAUAGUUAUUAUUAUAAAUAUAGUUUUUGUUGAA
Leptidea sinapis is the source of this 2218-nucleotide messenger RNA. Its product is annotated as ras-related and estrogen-regulated growth inhibitor-like protein. Lineage: Eukaryota; Metazoa; Arthropoda; Insecta; Lepidoptera; Pieridae. The record is from RefSeq and is a predicted model, not a curated record. The transcript has 6 exons. Gene Ontology annotation, molecular function: GTP binding; GTPase activity. The coding region runs from base 185 to 820 and encodes 211 amino acids.